GGCGGUUGGCAACUAUUUUUUAUAUAGAAUCUUCUGGCGCUGCAUGUUCAAAGACUCUGUUUCGGAUCAGAAAGACACCCGGAGAAUCGGAGAGAAGCUUUGCGCGUUACUCAUAGGGCGUAUCUGCUGUAUGACUUUGCAGCCGUCUCGACUAUCCAUUGCCGUUUAUAUAUACGCCCCCUUUCAUGAACUGAACCAUUCCAGACCAGUUGUAUAAACUAUCCUGUCUGUGUUUCCUUCUUUUCCUCAUACUAUAGGGGUUGUUGAGCUGUGCUAAGAGAGUUGUCCAAACUUUCACGACAGCUACAUUCAGCGCUCAAUUUACAUACCUUCACGCCAUCAUGUUUGGAAAGAUGAUAUGAUUGUUCUACUAGCAUAUCUAUAAGCAAAAGACAGUUUUAUUUUGAGAGUCAUCAUCGGCUUUGUGAGAUUUGUACAUGCAUGUUGUUCGCAUGAUCCACAGCCGCUCCCUUGCCCGAAUGCUAGUUUUGGGUUGGACAUGAAGAGCUCAUGCUCAGUUUCCGCAGGACAUAUCUGCUAGCACGGCCCCGGGCUUCUUUGCUGAUAUCAAUGCGAAGGGCCCCAUUUCCGUGAUAGGGGCUCUGUUACAUACCCUCAAAACCGGAGGCCCAAAUCGCAGUCUCUUUAAACUGCCCCAGACAGUUUUAAGGCUAACCAGUCCAGGAAUCCAUUUGCCAAUGACUGCUUAGAGGCGUCAAGCGGUGUUGUGAAAGCGUAAGUGCGUUAGGCGACCCGAGCCAAAGGGUCAGUCCAAUCAUCUGGAAUUCGAGGAUCCGCGUUUCGAUGACGAAUGUAACGUCCCUCUCGAGCAUGAUAGGCGGAUGGCGCACUGCAAGUUGAAAACGACCCCAGUGCCAGACGGGAAAGAACGGCUGUGUCCCAACAGUGUGAUGAGUGGUAUCAUUACCCCUUCCCCUUGGACAACUUUUGAAAAUAAUCCUAUGGACCGCGGAUCUUUCAUUCCCUAUGACUCCCAUGGCCGAUUUUAUUUUGCCAAAAAUCCAAUGAAUACCGCGGUUGCCUGCAAACAGGCCGAUUGUCUAUCUAUUUCCAAUUUCCCGCUCAGCAUAUGAUGAGAGGCAACAACGAAGUGCUCGCGCUCUUAGCAAGACUCAGCUCUGUAAUUAUGAGUGGGUCAUCAAUAAUGCCUCUCCCAACGUCCCAUAAUCAAGUGACUUGACUUGACUUUGAUUGGACUCCAUGACAAGAUUGCUGACUGUUAUUUGCAAAAGCAGCCCGAUCAGCUAGCGUGAUACAGUGGCGGUACACUGGUUUGUUGUAUUGCACUAAUACAGGCUCGGGGGCUCUCAUGCAGGCGCCAACGCAUACAGCCAUUUUCGCGUUGGGUUCCAUUUGUAAUGUCACAUUGCCCAAUAAAGUCAAUACACUAGGCUGCAAGUCGCUGCAAGGCCCUUGAUCCUGGACAUGGCUAGCUUGUUUGAGCAUAGAUUGACGCCCACCGCCUGCUGAUGCAAACCAACAAAUGCAUUCCUUUCCAUCGCAGCCGAGCACAUCCACUUCAGCCUGCGCCCCUCCUCGUGUUCCUCUCUCUCCUCUGCCAUGGGAAGGUUAUUGUUUCUUCCCAAGUUUUCCGGAAGCAUUCGCUGUUUGGAAGAAUUUUCUUCGUGCUCUAAUUAUCUUAUUAAAAGAUAAUUAUUUCGGAUUCUAAAAUUUCCUCUUUUUUCUAAUUUUUCUACGUUUAUUUUGCUGUGAAAUCCGGCUCACUUGUCCUUUUCUGCCUUUGUUCUGCUUAUGGGACUUUCGUAAUACCGCUAGUGGUACGAAAGAUAUUUCAGGCGACACCAAGACUGCUGGCGCAGUCUUGGUAUCAGCAGAUAUUGCCGUUUCAAGUUUAGUGUCUUUACAUAGAUCAAGCUGAUGCAUAAUUCUUGCUGCGGCCCAGAGUUGAAACCGGUCUUGGGAUGCCAACUUUGCCCAUGAGCCCAGAAUUCCCAUCUUUCUCCCCUUUUGUCGCCAUCUUCCAUCUUUGUUCGUCGCCUCUUUCCCUCUCUCUCCACUUUCAAUCGUCCACUCUGUUACCAUAUCACAAGUUUCCAACACGACUCAUGCUCAUAUAAACGAAAAUACAAAUUCAAAAUGGCGACCCUCAAAGCGUACAUUAUUAUAUAGGGUGCCACCCCAUUCUACUUGCCCUUCUCUUGUCUUCAUGAUGAGCGCGGUUGAAAGGGGCCUUAUGAGGGCUUCCAGUAUGACGACCAGUCCGAGAUUAUCUACUAAGCGAGAAUCGACACCACCCUCCGUCGUCUCCGAUCCAGCACUCCUCCAUAUCCAUGAUCGUUUACAUCAACUAGAUGCCAAAGUAAUCGAACUCCGUUCCUCUAUCUUGACCCCCGAUGAAUAUGUCGACCGACGAAACCGCCAGGAUGAGUUCAUCCGGCGAGAGUUCGACGGGCAACGCCAGGUUUGCAGCCGUAUUGAGCUGAAUGUUGGAAGAACGAAAAGUGACGUUACCCAACUGAAGGAUGGGUUAACGCAGUUGAAGUCUGAAAUGCUACAGCUAAGAACUCAUGUCACCCAACUUGGCUCGAAGGAAGCAUUUCUCCAGAGUGAUAUCACCCAACUCCAAAGUGAUGUCAACCAACUUCAACUCGAUGUCCAAAAACUACAUGCCGAUGUUUGCGCUACCCGUACCGAUCUCAGCCAAAUCCAGUCUAUCGUAAGCCAGCUUCGCAUCGAUUUAAUGACUCUGCGGAGAGAGACAUCCCAAAACUUCGGGCUGGUUUUCUCUCGAUUCUCGGCGAUGGAAUCGCGGAUGAAACACAUGGAACGCACCAGGUUCAACUCUCUCGCCCAGACGAUACAUGCCCCUAUAACGCCAGUCCCUCUUGUCGAAGAUGACGGUUCCGUUCGCUGGCCCGAAUAUUUCCCCCCAACAGUUUGGAAAUUUUGGUGUUUGAAGAAAAGAAACAGGGUCCAUCGACUCGUCGAGCUUGCCGAUUUUUACGAGCUGGAAGGAUACCAGUAUUGGGGUCGUAUGCCUCAUGCCCAUGAUGCUACUUUCGCCACAGAUGGCAAUAUGAGCGACUCGAGCGAUUCGAGCGACCUGCCAUCAGACCUCACCCGCGCAGAAGCAGCCCGAGAAUAUCCAGAAGCUUGCCAUCAGGCGUUAGCCGCCACUCUUGGUCUGGUGUAUUACAAGAUCCGAAACGAAGUCGGCGAAGGUCCUCUGGGACAUCACGUUCCAGCGGCCCACAAACGUCUGCAGGACGAAGUUGGAUCGAUCAAUUCUUCAUCAAGACAAAAACCAGCCAAACUCUCCCGUCGCUCUAAUGAGAGCUCACCGACCAACUUACGCAUCCACACCGGUGCCGCCCUCGAUGCGAAGUCCAUCGUUUCUGAGGGACUGGAUAAGCUAGGUUGGAAUGUUCACGCGUCACAGAUGUCCGAUGACACGAUGAGUAAACUGAAGGGAAUCGUAUCCGAUGAAGUCAACACCAUCCUGCUCCACGCAUUGGAACGCGGCCGGAUUCGGCUGAAACCCAAUGCCUUCGAACGUCACCAACAAUCGCCCACAAACUCUUCCAGACUUAGCAUUCGUGCCAGGCCCAACUUCGAUGAAUUUGCAGCACCACAUGACGAUGAUAUGGCUACUAUUGCCAACACUAUUCCAACCGAAAUCAUUUCGCCUCGAUCUUCCGGGGAGGAUGGACGUUGGAUUCCAGGGAAGAUGUCGGAAACGCCCAGUCCCUAGGGGUGUCUCCAUCGCGUGGUUCUCGCGUCUAUAUAUCUUCCUUGGACUCCAAAGUCAUUUUCUCAGAUCAAUAUUGCAUGCUUGCUUUUCCCCAUAGGAACCAUAUCUUCCUAUUCACGAGCGCUUCUUACUCUUCUACGUCCGCUACCGAUCAAUACAUUCCUACCAUACUACGGUGAUCAAAUCUGGUUCCAUUCCUUCGUUUCCACUGCUUCGCGUGUCGUUUCCCUAUCGAUUCGACGGGCACUUUUGGUUAACGAGGGUAAAACAACUGGGCAAGGACGGCGUUUGGACAACCAAGCACAAUGGGCGCGUCAACUAGCAUCGUCCGUUUCACGUUUGAUAACUGCAUUUCACUGGUGUUUUCGGGGUCACCUUCUUACAACAUUUAUCUGGCGCUCUGUUUAUAUCUAUUUUUUUUUUUUUCAGCUUUUUAUUCAUGCCCACCUUCAUGUCCAACAUACCACUUCAUGUCCAACGCACCCCAUCCUUCACACUACUACCCUUAACACCCGCCUACUUACUACACCUUUCUGUCUUACUCUGCUCUCGCAUUCUAUUCUCGGCUUCCUAUUUAUUUACAUUCUUAGCGCAGAUAUAUCCAUCCCCUAACAAUGCAAAUACAAAUAUAAAUUAUAACAAAAUCCUUGUGUGUAUUCAUUUUUCAUUAAGAGUCUACAGAGCGAGAUAGGGUAGAGUUGAAAAAGUGGUGAACAAUUUUGAUUAACCCCUUAUUCACGUGACCAUAUAGCCCUAACUCAAUUUUC
This is a messenger RNA of Blastomyces dermatitidis ER-3, 4500 nucleotides long. RefSeq lists its product as uncharacterized. The record is from RefSeq and is a predicted model, not a curated record. The transcript is spliced from 3 exons. Lineage: Eukaryota; Fungi; Ascomycota; Eurotiomycetes; Onygenales; Ajellomycetaceae. Bases 2189 to 3733 code for a protein of 514 amino acids.